This is a messenger RNA of Darwinula stevensoni, 1426 nucleotides long. The record is from the annotation of a GenBank genome assembly. NCBI's taxonomy places the organism in Eukaryota, Metazoa, Arthropoda, Ostracoda, Podocopida, Darwinulidae.
AAAUGGCGGCCUGCAUCAACUUUGAAUCACGUGCUCCGCGCUUCGCGCCACGAUUUUGAGCAUCCGAGGUUCCUCUACCUCAAAAAUUUUCUCACCUUGCAUUGGGUACUCAUAUUAAGCUUCGUGAAUGCCGUCCAUGGAGGGAGGAGUUCUUCAGCGCCAGGUGGCAGUGUACAAGAAUGGUUCCGAAAGGUUCUUUUUGAAAGAGAGGAAUUUCUCCCGGCAGUAUUCAGCGACUUAUGCCGCUCGCAUCAAUAUCAUGCGUCCUAUGAUCAAGAGAAAACUUGAAGCUUCCGAUCUUACAGCACCAGUGAAGCGUUUACAUGAACUAGUUGAUCUCCCUUUUGGUUCUGAGGUCAUCUUGAUUGGGACCCUCUUCAAGCAUCAGCAGUUGAAGCCAUCCAUAUUGAAGGAAAUCAGUGAGGAGCAUAACUUGGAGCCGCAGCCAAUAAGGACAAAAUACAUCCAGGAAGAUGAUGAACUCAUUCUUGAGGAUGAGCAGCAGAGGAUUAAAUUGACUGGUGACAUCAAUGCCCAAGCUCUUAUAACUGGGAUUGUUGUGGGAGUGAGAGGGAGUGAAACAGAAGGAGGGACAUUCUGUGUCAAAUCCUGUUUUUGGGCUGGCUCUUGGGAGCAGAUUCCUUGGCCCAAACCAUUGGGCAAAAAGAGGUAUAUAUUACUGGUGUCAGGGUUGGGCCUUGCUGGAGAAAAGUGUAAUCUCAUGGCACUCCAACUAAUGGUUGACCAUCUGCUUGGUCUCGAUGUAGAAGAGGAAGAUGGGAAAGGAGGGACUUAUAUUGCCAGAAUCAUAAUAGCAGGUGACAGCCUUUCAGAGAGUGGAUAUGGAAAGAAGGAGAUGAAGAAGGCCAAGUAUUUGUUGCGAAACACCCAGCCCAGAAGUCUGGAAGGAAUUCGGUCCUUAGAUGACUUCCUGGUCCAAAUGGCACAGGGCAUUCACAUUGACCUCAUGCCUGUGAAGUCAUCUGUUCCUGUCCCACAGGCCAAUGCAUACCCAACUUUCCAUAGUGUCACCAAUCCCUAUGAAUGUGUAGUGGAGGACUGUGUCAUUCUGGGAACAUCAGGUCAAAAUGUGGAAGAUGUCGUGCGGAAUUCGACCAUGGACGAUCCCGUUGACAUCAUGAAAAACAUGCUCGAUUGGGGGCACAUCGCUCCCACCUGCCCCGAUACUCUUGGUACGGCAUCCAGAUGGUCAUCUUCCUUUCCUCGUAUAUUGGAGACGAUUUUUCACAUUUUUCGUUAUUUGCAUCAGGAUGCUACCCAUUUGAUGAGGGUGAUCCAUUUGUGCUUGACCAAGUUCCCCAUGUCUUUUUUAUCGGCAAUCAAUCAAGAUACCAGACCAAGACUAUUUCAGGUUUUGUGGAUGUUACUUCCUUCCAUCUUCUUUGCCUCAGAAGAUAAUAUUUGA